AACAGUCCUCCAAAUUCCCCACACGCCCACCACACAGAGAAACAAUCGCAUUAGUAAAAAUGGCGUUUACACUCUCAGCAGCGUCAACUCUAACCUCCAAAACCCUAAUUUGCCCUCCCAAGAUCUCAAUUUCCAGUCGCCAUAUCAAUUCCUUUAAGAUCUCUCUCAAUAACUCAACCAUUAAUAACAUCUCAACGAGAUUUAUCCCAAUUUCUGCUUCAUCUCGCUUCCCCCAUUUUUCUUGCUCUGCUAGUGGAGAUAAUGCAUCUAAUGGCGGAGAAACAAAAGGAAUUCCAUCUUUAUCUUCUGAUUCUCUGACUCUUGAUGUCAAAGGAAUGAUGUGUGAUGGGUGCGCUGGAAGUGUAAAAAAAAUCCUAGAAAGUCAACCUCAGGUGUCUACGGCUACCGUCAAUCUUGCCAUGGAGACAGCAACCGUGUUGCCUGUGGAUGAAGCCAAGGCUGCACAGGAUUGGCAACAACAAUUAGGAGAGACACUUGCCAAGCAUUUAACUAAUUGCGGGUUUGAUUCAACUCUCAAAGGUGUAUAUGAGGUUUCUUUCGAGUUCUGUAGAAUUACUAGACUACAGUUACAGGUCAAUGAGAGGACGAAGGUAAGAUCUCUACAUAGCAAUUGCUUGCCUACAAAUGCAUGUCUAGGUUUUACAAUGAUUUUUACCGUUCUCAAUUGAUACUUGAUGGUGAUUCCGUUGAGGAUAAAUCGCUUCGCCACUUCCGACUUUGAAGCGUUUCAGAGAGAGGAAAAAAGCAGUAUCUGUUGUCUGUUGAAUGUAAUUUUCUUGUAGAAUCACACAAUUACUAUACUUCCGCUGUGUUAACUAUAAUAAUUGUACAACUGCAUUUGACGAUCAAUGGAUUAAAGAGUUUUAGAUUACUGCUUUCUCAA
Papaver somniferum (opium poppy) is the source of this 904-nucleotide messenger RNA. RefSeq names its product copper-transporting ATPase PAA1, chloroplastic-like. Gene Ontology annotation, molecular function: metal ion binding. NCBI's taxonomy places the organism in Eukaryota, Viridiplantae, Streptophyta, Magnoliopsida, Ranunculales, Papaveraceae. The record is from RefSeq and is a predicted model, not a curated record. Bases 60 to 689 code for a protein of 209 amino acids. The transcript has 5 exons.